CGAACUCUGUUGCCUCGACGGCGUCUUCAUCGCCAUCAACACACUUCGGCACCGUACGGCAUCGAAGGAUGGAUCCACUCAGCAUAUCAGCAAGUAUCGUGGCAGUGGGCGGCGUCACGCUGAAAUCUGCCCUAGGAUUGCUCAGUGUUAUCCGAGAGUUUCGAAGCCAAAAUAAGGAUGCUCGGGCCCUGAAGUCUGAAGUCAACGAUUUGGCCGCCGUCUUAACCUCGCUGCUCGAAACUAUUACGACGACUCCGCAACUCGAUCUACGGGCCUUAGAGCGCCCGCUCCAGCGGUGUGGGAAUGCAUGUGAUGAGUACCGCCAGCUCAUUGAGCGUUGUAUGAAACACUCCAGCGAGAAUUCACGGAGUUUCAGAGACUGGAUCUCGCAGAAGUAUCUACAAGGGGACAUCAAUGACUUCAGGUCGAUGAUAGCCGCCCAUAAAUCGACCAUCAAUAUUGCCUUAGCAAAUGCAAACUUACGGAUCGCUGCUGUACCACCCGAAGUCCUCGAGGAUUACAAAGAUCUGAUCUCUGAUACCACAAGUGAUCUCAACAACCGGAUGCAGGACAUCAACCAGAAAAUCGAACGGCUCAAAAAUGGUGAUCCGGCUGCCAUUAACGACAUCGCAUUAGAGUGGCAGGCCAUGCUGGAAGAGAAAGAAAGCACUCAGCAAGGUCUCCAGAUGUGCGCUCAACUGUCGAACUACAUCCUGCAGUUCGAAAUAACUUCAAAGGAGCACCCACAGUUUUCCGGGAGGCUUUCCGCGCACAAGCAUAUGAAAACCGGUCUGGGCGAGAUCAGUAACUCUAUCCAAUCUCUUGUGUCCCGCCUCCAAGCUCAUGAAGCUACCAUCAGAAAACAAGUGGAUACAAUGUCUCUGGAUGAAUCGCUCUCCGAUUCCAUUGCCGAGCAGCUGGCACUGCUUCAACAAACAAAGGACAGCAUACAUCAGUGCAUUGAAAUCGUUUCAGAAGCGGGGAAACUCGUGGACGAGAGGAGCAAUGUGUUUGAAGACAUAACUCUGGCCGAUAAUAGCUAUGCGUUUUCCGUGUCGACCGUAAACGACCUUGUUACAGCUCGGAGGUUGGUCCUUAAAGGGCGAUCCAGACAUUUUGGAGGACAGGUAACGGAUGAUACGGUCGUCAAAUCGAUCGAGGCUCUCACGAAUCUGGAUCUAGAACACUUGAAGUCGACCAGAGACACCGAGAAAAACACGCCAGAUUCCGCCUCGGACUCCCGAGUCUCCCCCGAGUACCUUGGACGAUAUGGUCCAGGUGUAACAGUUAGCUCCCGCAACGCGGGUUGACGGGCUGAAUUUACAGGGUUUUGCAAUUCCACGGUCCCGUAUGGUGAACUACCGGCAACGUCGUGAAUUGCAAAGCGUUUCGACUUUGAAAUAUCUCUCUACGUGGUUAAUCCUGGCCUAAGUUCUCC
Microdochium trichocladiopsis is the source of this 1438-nucleotide messenger RNA. RefSeq lists its product as uncharacterized. The transcript has 2 exons. Bases 69 to 1310 code for a protein of 413 amino acids. The record is from RefSeq and is a predicted model, not a curated record. NCBI's taxonomy places the organism in Eukaryota, Fungi, Ascomycota, Sordariomycetes, Xylariales, Microdochiaceae.